GACGACUUCGAGAUGCUGUGUCUCGUCGGUGGGGGCGCGUUCGGGAAGGUGUUUCAGGUGAAGAAGCGCACGUGCGGGAGCGUGUACGCGAUGAAGGUCAUGAAGAAGGACGUCAUCAUCGAGAGGGACCAGUGCGAUUACAUGCGCGCCGAACGCGACAUCCUCACGGUGAUUCACCACCCGUACAUCGUCACGCUGCGGUAUUCGUUCCAAACGUCGCAGAAGUUGUACCUCAUACUGGACUUCAUCAACGGCGGUCACCUAUUCUUUUGGCUGUACCGGCAAGGUCUGUUCGACACGAACCUGACGAGGUUCUACGCGAGCGAGAUCGUGUGCGCGAUAUCGCACCUGCACUCGUUGAACAUCAUGCACCGCGACUUGAAGCCGGAGAAUAUUCUUCUCGACUCGGAAGGGCACGUCAAGCUGACGGACUUUGGGCUCGCGAAGCGCCAAGACCCUUCCUCGGAGAAGCGCGCGAACUCGCUCGUGGGCAGCAUAGAUUACAUGGCGCCCGAGAUAUUAGAAGCGAAAGGGCACGACAAAGCUGCGGACUGGUGGUCCGUCGGCGUUUUGAUUUACGAGAUGCUCACCGGCGAGCUUCCGUUUCGCGGGAAGAACAAGCCGGCGAUUAAAAAAGCGAUCUGCUCGUGCAAGCUCAAGAUGCCGUCGUUCCUUCCCGCGGACGCGAUGAACCUCAUCAAGACGUUCUUGACGCGGGAUCAGGGGAAGCGUUUAGGGUCCGGCCCGGACGGCGGCGACAACGUCCGGAGGCACAAGUUUUUCUCGAGCGUGAAUUGGAACAAAAUCGAAGUCCGAGGCGUCUCGCCGCCGUUUCGCCCCACCGUGGAGGGCGAGAUGUGCGUCGCAAACUUCGACGAGCAGUGGACGACAAAAGACGCUGUAGACUCGCUCGCGGGCACGCCAGGGAGCACGGACAAGGACGUGUUCCAAGGCUUCUCGUUCACGUCGCCGUCGAUCAUGCUCGAG
Molecule: messenger RNA, 987 nt
Organism: Micromonas pusilla CCMP1545
Lineage: Eukaryota; Viridiplantae; Chlorophyta; Mamiellophyceae; Mamiellales; Mamiellaceae
Exons: 1
Biological process (GO): protein phosphorylation
Molecular function (GO): ATP binding; protein serine/threonine kinase activity
Source: RefSeq, a predicted model, not a curated record